Cottoperca gobio is the source of this 3178-nucleotide messenger RNA. It is a transcript of the gene radx, whose product is annotated as RPA1 related single stranded DNA binding protein. The record is from RefSeq and is a predicted model, not a curated record. The transcript is spliced from 15 exons. NCBI's taxonomy places the organism in Eukaryota, Metazoa, Chordata, Actinopteri, Perciformes, Bovichtidae. Gene Ontology annotation, molecular function: single-stranded DNA binding. The coding region runs from base 422 to 2953 and encodes 843 amino acids.
GUCAUGACUUCACUACAGUAGGAUUCGUAAUAAUCGCCUCCGGUACAGUAGAUGGCGGCAUGCACCUUUUUAAACGUUGAUUUGUAGUCUUUCAGUAAAACCAAAGAAGAAGAAGCACCCGCGUUGUUUGUAACCAACGAUGCUCAAUAACGUUCAGCCAGCGGUUACUGUGACGACUGUAACUUCGUUGGCGAAGUGUCUGACACCGAUAAAUAUUAAAUAUUAUAUGGUAAAUUAGCUGUAGUAAGAUAAGUCUACUCUUACAUUCACUCAGACACCAUUAAUUUAUCUGCAUAAGCUUAAACGCGUAUAGAAAAGUUAUGCUAAUAAUGGCAGGAAGAAGUUAGUUAGCCAUCAAGCUAACAUGAGAAACGUUGGUGACAGCUAUCUGACGGGUAACUAGUUGACUUAACUGUCCAUAAUGGAGGAUAACUCGUCUUGUUCUUCGGUGGUCACUGGUCUUUCUCAAGUGUCUUUCCUCCAGAGGACGUUGGAGCGGCUAUCCUCCACGCAGUGUCUGAAAGUAAACACUGAGGAGGCGGCUACUGUCGCUGUCAUCGCACUUCAACGGUACUUAUCUGAGCAAACCCAGGGGCAGCAGCCCGACAGCUACAGCUACGACGUGACGGUCACUGACGGAGUGUGGCGAGCCAAAUGCUAUGUUCACCCUGGUUUAAAUCACCUGGUGCACACAAACAUACUGAGGACUGGGACUGAUAUCAGCAUCACGCAGUGCUCUUUUGUUUACAACGAGAGGAGACUGAGACACGGUUACAUCUGCAUUGAAAAGCUCAGAUGUGGCGUAGAGAGGUCUGCUCUCCUACCCGCCAUAAAUGAUGUUAAUUCACUGCCCAUGCUAGUCAAGCAUGGCAUGGAGAGGAGUGUGGAGCUGCAAAGUAAUGUUCCCCUCCAGGUGAGCCGCAAACAUUACCUGUCUUUGUGGCACAACGAAGACCCAGAGGGAGACAUCUGGACCUCAGGGUCUCACUCAUCUGACACAGUGCUGGACGUGUCCAAGAUUACUCUUCUUAGUAGUCUGGAGUCAUGCUUUAGAAACACAUGGAAACCUCUCCCUCUCCUAGUGAAGAUAAUACACAAAUCCAGAUUACGAUAUUAUGGCAAGUUUGGGCUCAAGAUUGAUUAUCCGUACCAGGCAUACUUUGAAGUCGCUGACCAGAGUGGGACGAUGUCCCUUGUACUUUGGAACGAACUUUGUCCAGAGUUUUACCAGCGACUGAGCGUAGGCACAGUGUUGUACAUCCAAAAUUACACCUUAAAGCAGAGUUAUUCAAACCGGUCACACCCACAAAUGGACCAUCACAGAAUGAAGACCUUUAACUCUGUAGAAAUCUGCCUGAACCCUCGCAACCCUACUUCAAUCAUCACUGUGCUCUCACCAAAGAGUGUACUGCCUCAGUGGGGAUUGCCUGAGGUUUCUUACCAGUUCAUCACCAGGUCAGAGUUGGACAAAUUAUCCAACAAUUCUGGAUGUGAUGUCAUUGGUUUGGUGACAUUUGUUGGGCGUGUUGAAAGAGUGAAGAGUAAAGGGAACAAGGGCCCAGAAAAAUUCUGGACGCAUCGCUGGAUCCACGCGGUGGAUGGAACAUCGGACCGCCCUUUUAUCCUGGAGGUCUUUUCCUCUUCCCAACCAGAAGUCUUCAGUCAUAUAUGUCCAAUGACCUACCUGGUGUGCACUCAGAUGAGAGUUUGUCAAGUGGAAGGUUCGUUGCCCUACCUCACAAGCAGCUGCGAGACUGAGACGUUCAUCACAGGCUACCACAAAGGUCAGCCAUAUGUGAGUGACCCCAGAGUAAAGAGCUUCAUCCAGUGGACCAAAACUCUGAAGGACAACGUUGUCCUCCAGAAGACUGCUGUUGGUGGUCAUUAUUGCUACCCUCGUCCCCCUCUGAAAUUUACCCAGUCGAUGGCAGAUUCCUCAGCUCACGUUCCUCUUGUUGCUGCGGCGGACUUGAAGAAGGAGUUAGAGACCCUCCAAUAUAGGGAACAUAAAAAAGUUGCAAUUCAAGGACAGAUCGCAUCAGUGCGGUACAUGAAAAACCCAAAGACCACAGAGUCUGGAGGAACAGAUGAGAAAGAGGUGCCAGAUGUUUCUACUGAUGUGUGUGAACAAGCUGAACCAGAUGCACACAAUCAUCCCUCAACAGCUGAGCAGAUUUUGGUGGCCAGUUUAACUGCUGAGACAACUUCGGCAAGAGGAAGAAAAAGAAAAAUUCUAACAAGAAAAGCCAAGCAGUCCUCCUUGAAUCGUUGUAGCGUGUCAGUAAAAAGGAGACUUAAAGAUACAGAGGAAGGACAACAGCAGGAAGAAGAAGAGAGCGACUCUGGAUCCGAGGACGCUCAGGAUGUGGAAUGCGGACGACAACUGCAAAAUCAAAACUCUGAUAUAAUAUCUUGGGAAAGCAGCAGUUGGCCGAAGCAGCGACAAGAAAUGUCUGAACAUCUGUGUCAAGGCGGUCUGUACCGGGACAGCGUGUCUCGGAGGUUCACGUUUGACCAAAAGAACGUCCUCCUGCAGCGGAGUAACCUUCAGCCAACGCGGUGGACACCAGAGCUGAGCUCCGACACCAUCCCUCCUGUGGUUUUCCCAGGAUACUACCAAGUAACAAUAUUAGGCAUAAACAAGCAGAUAGCCGUGGAUGCUGCAUAUUUUCCCGUUGUGAGCUCAGAUGAGCCCAGGGCUGUCGGUCUUCCUCAGGAUCCCCAUGGCAACACGAUGCUGUCCUGCCUCUCAUCAGGCUUCCUCUCUCCGCUCAGCGACACCGCCAACCACAGCGAAUCAACACUUCCUCAACCAGAGGAGGUCUUGGGGACUGCCAGUGAGCUGGAGGACACACACGUUGUGUGCAUCUUAGACCUUUGCCAUCUGGGUGGAGACGAGGUGGAAGUCCUGAUCAACAAGGUGUACAGAGUGACAGAGGUUUCUCUCGACUAAGAGGUAUAGGUGUUCAGCUCUGUGAGAAUAUCUUGUAAUUAUUAUUAUCAGCAUACAUUAAUCAUGUCAUUAGAAAGCAAAUGUAUUAAUACCAAACCUCAAUUCGAUACUUGUAGUUUCUCUGAUUACCAGUUACACAUGUACAGUAGAUGUCACAUAAUUCUUUCAAUAAUGGUUUUGUAAAGAGAAAAAUGUUUGUGCGACCAAUUAAAAUGCUGAAAUGCA